AUGGUUUAUACAUAUGUAUAUAUAGAUAUUGAGGCUGAGCUCCAUGCAUUGCGGCUUGAACACUCUGCAGGUACAAAAACCGGAAGGAAACGCCACUUGAGUGCUUUGUUUAUCGGUCACGUCGUCAACAAUCGAAGGCCAAAUACUCUUCCUCAGCGGUCAGCCCUUCGGGUUUUAAACAUGAUUGUUUGUAGGUACAUGGCACACAUUAGGGACACUAAUGAAGAGGAAAGGGCUAAGGGUAUAACUAUCGAAGUCGGAAGAGCACAUUUCGAGACCGCGACAACUCGGUUUACUAUUUUGGAUGCACCAGGUCACAAGGGUUAUAUUCCGAAUACGAUCAACGGCGCUUCUCAAGCUCAUAUCGGAGAAAUCGAAACCGGUUACGAGAAGGGAGGGCAGACCGGUGAACAUGUCAUAUUGGCAAAGACCUUAGGUGUGGCGAAGCUACUUGUAGUAGUUUAUACGAUGGACGACUGCUCCGUCAACUGGUCUAAACAAAGCUACGACGAAAUUCAGUCAAAGAUGACACCUUUUCUAAGGUCUAAAGGCUACAACGUCAAGAAAGGUGUUCGAACCAUUGUCUUUUAG
This is a messenger RNA of Gossypium arboreum, 591 nucleotides long. RefSeq lists its product as uncharacterized. The transcript has 7 exons. Lineage: Eukaryota; Viridiplantae; Streptophyta; Magnoliopsida; Malvales; Malvaceae. Gene Ontology annotation, biological process: translation. Bases 1 to 591 code for a protein of 196 amino acids. Gene Ontology annotation, cellular component: translation release factor complex. Gene Ontology annotation, molecular function: translation release factor activity; GTPase activity; GTP binding. The record is from RefSeq and is a predicted model, not a curated record.